Siniperca chuatsi (mandarin fish) is the source of this 1583-nucleotide messenger RNA. RefSeq names its product H6 family homeobox 4 (gene hmx4). Gene Ontology annotation, molecular function: DNA-binding transcription factor activity, RNA polymerase II-specific; RNA polymerase II transcription regulatory region sequence-specific DNA binding. Gene Ontology annotation, cellular component: nucleus. The transcript is spliced from 2 exons. Gene Ontology annotation, biological process: regulation of transcription by RNA polymerase II. Lineage: Eukaryota; Metazoa; Chordata; Actinopteri; Centrarchiformes; Sinipercidae. The coding region runs from base 144 to 941 and encodes 265 amino acids. The record is from RefSeq and is a predicted model, not a curated record.
CCAGCCCAGCAGUGUCUGCUCAGUGGCUGCUGCUAUGGUGCGUGGAGCAUCGAGACGUUAGUGGUCAGAUUAACGUCCCGGUUUAGACUUAACGGUGAGAGAGUCGCGGAAGUAAACAGAAAAGGACUUAAGCAUUGGAGAAUAUGAACAAAGUGGACGCGCCAUGUCGACCCGCCGCCUCUCUGAAAUUCACUAUUGACAACAUCCUCAAUCUCAAGACAAGCGGGAGGAACUGUGACAGCUGUCACCCCGCCGGACUGCAGGAUGACUCGGCCACGGCGAUGCAUAAAGACGGUUUCCAGAGCCACCACGAGGAGCACGUAGCCCAGCAGACGCAGGAGCCGGGCAGCAACGUUAACCAAAGUGAGUUGAUCGCAGACUGCAACGGAGCAACGGAAUCGGUCAUCAUCAGCCGCGGAGACCCGAAGAAGGCGACAGAGGUGCGCCUCGAGAGCGGGGACAGCAGCUGCGACGACAGCAGCUCCACCACCACGGCCACGGCCCCCCACAAAGGAGGCAGCCCAGCCAAGAAGAACAAAAUGAUAACGAAAAAGAAAACGCGCACGAUUUUUUCCAAGAGACAGAUUUUCCAGUUGGAGUCUACCUUCGACAUGAAACGCUAUCUGAGCAGCGCGGAGCGCGCCUGCCUCGCCAGUUCCCUCCAGCUCACGGAGACCCAGGUAAAAAUAUGGUUUCAGAAUCGCAGGAAUAAAUUGAAACGGCAAAUCUCGACCGAACUCGACGGACCUGUUACCGAUUAUCCCGAAACUGGAAAGCCCGUGGUGGGGGGGCAGCUCCCGGCCUUGUACAAAGAGAGCAAUCUGCUGGGGAGAUGCCUGCUGCCCAUGCCUCUGCCCGUUGUAUACCCGGGGAGUAGCACGCCUUACCUCUGCUUCUCAAACGCCAGCAAGUACUUCAGCCUGUAUGACGGGGACGUAUGAUGGUUUCAUUAAUUCCCUACGUGAAAGAGACACUUUUUGGUGGUCUGUUGCCAAGUUUUAAGCAUUUAAGGCGUUCAGAUGGUGGGCCGGACCUGCGGCCUUACUGUUUAUGAAGACUGAAAGUACAACGACAGAGGAGUAGUUACAUAUCACUUAAAAAUAAGCUGAUUCGGUAUUAUUUAUUUUUCAGUCAAAGCUGUGGGUUUUGUAUAGGCCUGUCACUGAACCUGCUAGAUAUACACCGUUUUUAGGAAAUAGCAGGCUGAGCUAAUGAUGGCCUGAGGGAGGCCUAAAACAGUAUCAAUCCCAACAUUUUAUUGUUUACAUGACAUCAUCAUUAUUAUUAUUAUUAUUAUUAUUAUUAUCAUCAUCAUCGACAACAGCAUUUCCAGCAGCCUAAGCCACCAAAGAAAUUACUAUAGCCUAGCUAUUUGCAUGCAUUUCCUGUAUCAUAAUGAGUUUUCAAUUACUGAAAUUAUAUGUAUUUAAAUGAAUGUAAUUAACAUUUUAUUCUAUGUUUCAUGCAUGUCUAUUUUUUCUGAGUAUACUACUAUACUUACUUUAUUCCACAUUUGCCUAUAGGCUCAUUACACCAUUUACUGAAACUGUAAUUAAAACAUCUUCAUUCAAGAAAUAUUUUUA